AUGAACAGAUACCGAUUUAUUCGAGUGGCAUUUGUUUCAAGAUUGAGUUUAGGCCGACAGCCAAGAAAGGUAGAACCGAUUCAUGAGGAAUCACGCAAAGUAUAUACUAAUUUGUUACCACAUCAAAAUUCACCAAUAGCUUCUGCAUCUCCCAUCGAUCUUGCUGAAGAUCCAUGGAUAACAAAAGAUCAAGAUCAAAAAAAUCAGUUACUCACUGUCUCUACUUUAUCUUCAAAUAAAAAUAUUCAAAUAAACUCACCAACUAUAGAAAAAAAGAAAAGCUGUCGCAAAGGGUUUAUUAUUCCUCUUGGAAUCAUGCUUACCUUACUUGCUUUAAUAGUUAUAGGAGUUUGCAUAUAUUUUUUCAUUAUUAUUGGAGCAAAAACAACGAAUACUACAACAGAAACAAAUACUACAGCUAUUACUACAACAACAACAUCGACAGGAACAACAACGACAUUUACCGCCUGUACACCAAGACUAUAUUCAGCAAGUUUUGUUUCUGGUGUUGUUACGUCAAGUCAAUGUACAAAUUGGACAUCUUUUCAAACUAGUUUGUCAUGUUUAAACUAUACAUCAUUCACUUUAAGUGGUAGUUAUGAUACAAUUGGCAUUACUGCAACGAACAAAACUACUGUUAAUGCUAUUGCCACGGCAUUACGAACUUCUAUUGCAUAUACUGGUAUUUCAAAUGGAAUUACAUGGAGUGUUGGCACCUGUGGUUCUGGGAUAGAAUUAUCCGAAACAAAUACGAUUUGUCAGUGUAGUACAACAUACACUCUAAGACCUUGUAUUGGUAACGGUAACUGGGGUGGUGUUAACAGAACAGGAUGCGGUUCACCAUCACAAGUUAUGACAGUUUCUUUUCAAUAA
Molecule: messenger RNA, 873 nt
Organism: Adineta steineri
Lineage: Eukaryota; Metazoa; Rotifera; Eurotatoria; Adinetida; Adinetidae
Source: the annotation of a GenBank genome assembly